CAAGGCAGAAAAGAGGCUCACCUUUGCUUUGCUUUGUUGCAAACAACACUCAAUCAUUGCAGAGAACAGCUGGACAGCAGACAGGAGUGCUUGUCACUACAAGCAAGUCGAAAGGAGCGUCAUCGUCAUUAGCGCACGUUGAAGAUGGGCGAGUGGGGCUUUUUGGCAUCCCUGCUGGACAAAGUGCAGUCGCACUCCACCGUCAUCGGGAAGGUGUGGCUCAGCGUCCUCUUCGUCUUCCGCAUCAUGAUCCUCGGCGCCGGCGCAGAGAAGGUGUGGGGCGAUGAGCAGUCCAAGAUGAUCUGCAACACCAAGCAGCCCGGCUGCAAGAACGUGUGCUACGACCACGCCUUCCCCAUCUCCCACAUCCGCUUCUGGGUCCUGCAGAUCAUCUUCGUGUCCACGCCCACGCUCAUCUACCUGGGCCACGUCAUGCACGUCAUCCACAAGGAGAACAAGAUGAGGGAGGCCACGAGGAGCCCAACUGGCGGAGUGGUCAAGUCCCCCAAGUACUCGGACGAGAAGGGCCAGGUGAAGAUCAAAGGCGACCUGCUGGGGAACUACAUGACGUCCAUCUUCUUCCGCAUCGUGCUGGAGAUGGCUUUCAUCGUGGGCCAGUACUACCUGUACGGCUUCAUCAUGGACCCCAGGAUCGAGUGCUCGCGGGCGCCGUGCCCCUUCACCGUGGAGUGCUACAUGUCGCGGCCCACCGAAAAGACCAUCUUCAUCAUCUUCAUGCUGGUCAUGUCCUGCGUCUCCGUGCUGCUCAACGUGGUGGAGAUCUUCUACCUGGCGUGUUCGCGCAGCGCCAGGCGGAAGGCCAAAAUGGGCGCCCUCGCUCUGCGCUCCCCCAUGAACGGCGACCGUUACACUAAAGCCUGAAGAAGAGACGAGAACUUUCAAGAACUUUGACUUUUUUUAUGAGAAAACUGGAUAUAAAGCACUAAUGUUGGCUUGUUUAAUAAGCUUUAUGGAGAUGAUGCUGUCAUUUACUGUUAAACCUCCACACGUUAUUUGUAUUAAACAACAUAAAAAAUA
Messenger RNA from Entelurus aequoreus (snake pipefish), 1038 nucleotides. Its product is annotated as gap junction Cx32.2 protein-like. The transcript is spliced from 3 exons. The record is from RefSeq and is a predicted model, not a curated record. The coding region runs from base 145 to 882 and encodes 245 amino acids. Gene Ontology annotation, biological process: cell communication. NCBI's taxonomy places the organism in Eukaryota, Metazoa, Chordata, Actinopteri, Syngnathiformes, Syngnathidae. Gene Ontology annotation, cellular component: connexin complex.